CUCGCCGUUGCUCCCAAUCUUAAUGUCUUAACCCCAUCCGCACAGUCACUACCAAGCAGCUAUGCCCAAAGGAUCUCCGCGACCAUGGUCGUAUUAUCUUAUUCGUCUCUUGUUCAAGUUUGUGCUCAAGAUAUUUUACGGAACAAUAGUUGUCGAAGGAAUUGAAAAUAUACCUGUCACAGGCCAACCAUGCGUGGUCUGUGCUAAUCACACUAACUCCCUGACCGAUGCUCUAUUGCUCGUGACGGCCAUCCCGUCCAGGAAGCGAAACAUGCUUCGACUCACAGCCAAAUCCACCCAGUUCGGCAAACGAACCUUCACAAGUUGGCUCAUCGAAUCCGCGGGCACAAUACCUAUCAAGCGUCGCAAAGACUUCGCAGACGGAAAUGCAGACAAUACGGAAGUCAUGGCCAAGCUCAUAGAGGCGCUUGAGCACGGUGAUGCGGUGUGUAUGUUUCCCGAGGGGGCGUCAAGAUAUCAUCCUACUAUCGCGCCUUUGAAGACCGGAGUGGCCCGAAUCGUUUCUGACGUUCUUUCCAGGAACCGGGACAAUCCCGAGUUUGAGAUGUCGGUCUUGACAUGCUCUAUAACCUACAUGAAUCGUCAACAUUUCCGAUCCGACGUACUCGUGACAUUCCAUCCUCCGCUCAAAUUCGCCCCCAAGACCAGCCCUGAACUCCUCUCGCCCGUCGACUACACACACAUCCGCACGCUUACCUCGGACCUUCACGCUCAAAUCGCCUCUGGCACAUUCGACGCGCCGUCCUGGGAGCUCAUCCGCAUGGCGAGACUCGCGGCGCCAAUUUAUGCGCCGUUAGGGACCAGUAUGGGAUUGGGGGACUACGUGAGGGUGGUGAGGACGUUUUUGGAGGCAUUCAAGGCGGAGGGAGCGAGACCUACGUCUACUAGUCCCGUGAGGGCCACAGGUGAUGCGAACGGAACUGGAAAUGAGAAUGGGCGAAUUUCCGAAACGCAGGGAGAGGAGGCGAAUGGGAGUGGCAGUAGGUCUCCGGCGGAUGAGGCACAGGAUGAGGAGGAUUGGGCCACGUUGAAGGAGGAUCUCAAAAACUACCUCUCCGACCUCUACCGGCUCAGAAUCAAAGACGAUCGCAUUCGACGACCAUUACCUCGCCCUGUCAUCUUCUACCGGAUGAUCAUACGCCUCACCUGGGCCAUCUUCUUAUUGUCGAUCUCUAUCCCGGGCCUCAUAUUAUGGACUCCUGUUGGGGCCACGACUUACUACGCUGUGCACAAUUUUAAGAAGACGGGGCCCUCAUGGGAUGUCUGGGAUGAAGUCGCCCAGUAUAAACUCGUCUACGGCCUCCUCUCCGGCCUCGCCGUCUGGUUCCUCACAACCCUCCUUACCCUGCCCCUCGCCCCCAUCACAUUCUUCACCACCCCACUCCUCAUGUGGAUCACCCUCCGUUGGUUCGAAGACGCCGUGUCAUCGUUCCGCGCCUUCGCCACGCUUUCCCGCCUCCUCUGGGUCGGCAAGUCUACCCUCGCGAGACUGCGGGAGCGCAGGAGGGACCUGUAUGUCAGAAUUAUGGAUCUUGCGGUGAACGAGCUCGGAUUACCUGCGGAUCCGGAGGCGGUGUUUGUGGAUGGCGAUGGCGAUGGGGAAGGGGGGAGGGGACGGACAAAGGGGAGGAUGAAAGGAAGGGGCAAGAGACAAUAUUUCUCCGUUCGGAGGAGGCGAAAGAGGGAUUGGAAUGAAACGUUGAGGUUGUAUGAGCAGUGGGAGUAUGAUGAUAUUUAAUCGACUGGCCGAGGUAUCUCUGCAGCCUUGGCCGAUCUUCAUGGACACACAUAACAGGCUGUAACUUGCCGGCCCUAACGGUCCACUAAUCCACUGGAUUGGUGAGAUAAAAGCGGAACAAAACGUCAUGUACGAAAGGCAGGUAUGUGCAAAUAAUGUACAAGAGAUUCCGUUGCUUGCGGACCCUAACAAGAAGAGUUUCAAUAUGCGAGAAGCAGAAGGACAAACAACAUAGAACGAGGCGAAGGCAUGCAAAAGUAACGGACAAUGUAUAUAUGUAUCAGAGUAAGAGUGAGAGGGGACUUCAGAUAAAGUACACGGAGCUGCAAAGGGAAUCUACACCAGGUAUGGUCUUUAAAGGGCAUAAGGACGAAGGUGAUCGUCGUGGUCGGGGCGUGGAAAGCAUUCAGCCCUCAAUGGGAGCAUAGGAGCGAUUUCCUGCAGCCCAGCGGUGACCCUUGUCGGAGGAGAUUCCCGUGAUGAUUACGCCAAAGGUUGCCAAUGUCGCUGCUACCCACGCGACAAUGUUCGCGUAGUAGGACGGCCCGUAGUGAGCGUAAAGGAAGCCAGCGUAGCGAGAAGUGCGAUAUUGAUCGGUGACGACAGCAAAUGUGAUCAUAGUAAAGAUAGCGUGCAACGCCGUCAGCCCCGCUGUGACCCUCCAAAUCCUCCUUCUCCUGGAGUGCGUGCUGACCCCGAAGAUGACACUCAACACCGCCAACGCGCCAAACCCGACACCGAGCUCUGCGACGUACGCCGCUGAGGUCCAGGCGGUGCAGAAGUGGCGGUUAUUCUUCUCGCAGCGGUCGGUAACACUGGCGGGGAAAGGGCGGCAGCUGAAAUCUGUGUAUUCGAUUUUACCACCGUCAGAGGGACCGGGAAGUUCGAGGAUUUGACGUUCGCAACGUUCCAUGAGGCCGUACUGGACAGUGACCCGUCUAGUGAAGAUAUCAGUGCCCUUUACGACGAUCCAGUCAUUGCGCCUUGUAGAGACGAUGCUCAAGAUGAGGGUGACGGCAACGACAACAAGAGUGAUAGCAUACGAUGUCUUCCUCAUCUUGGAUCACAAGAAGUCAAGACUGUCGGAAGAUAGUAUCG
This is a messenger RNA of Stereum hirsutum FP-91666 SS1, 2857 nucleotides long. RefSeq names its product acyltransferase-domain-containing protein. The coding region runs from base 62 to 1759 and encodes 565 amino acids. Gene Ontology annotation, cellular component: endoplasmic reticulum membrane. Lineage: Eukaryota; Fungi; Basidiomycota; Agaricomycetes; Russulales; Stereaceae. The record is from RefSeq and is a predicted model, not a curated record. Gene Ontology annotation, molecular function: glycerone-phosphate O-acyltransferase activity; glycerol-3-phosphate O-acyltransferase activity. Gene Ontology annotation, biological process: phospholipid biosynthetic process. The transcript is spliced from 16 exons.